UAAGUGCUAACUUUAGACAUUGUUUAAAAUUGAGUGCCGUUUAUAAGAACGUCUAAAAUGAGUGCCAUAUCUUCAGAUACACGAGACGGAGCCCGUUCCGUAGCUCCCAGCCGCCCGAGGCCUGCUGCACGCCAGUAUACGGAAGAAAUUAUAGUCUGCAACCCGCUGAAAUCACUAAAGGAGGUCUCAGAGUUUUUGAACAACCCCCCGGUGUGGAGAUCGCUUUGUAUAGAGUUGCGACCGCAUAGUGAUACGGUCAUCCGAAAUUUGGAUAUUGUAUGGCAAAAUCAGGGUUCAGAUCAUGAGGUAGUGCUGGAGCGACCAGAGCCGUUCUGCCACUUUGACCUGGACAAGCAGGAUGUUAAGAGACACAGGAGGAAAAACUUGCCCAAGACUUUGGUGUGUCAUGACAUGGCCAAUGGAUAUCAUGACGACUGCAACAUUGAUGGGACGGGUAACUAUGAGGCGUACACAUUCUACAACUGGGCGGCGGUGGACAUAUUCUGCUACUUCAGCCACCAUUUCGUGACGGUGCCGCCGCUGGGCUGGAUCAACGUGGGGCAUGCUCAUGGAGUCAAAGUUAUUGGCACAGUUAUAACGGAGUGGGGCGACGGUGCUGACAUCUGGGAGGAGCUGUUGUCGGACCCGGGGGCGUGGAAGGGCUUCGCCAGCAACCUGGUCGCCGUCGCCAAAACGCUCAAGUUCGAUGGGUACCUGCUCAAUGUGGAAAACAAGAUAACGAAACCGGCAGAGCUGGUGGAGUUUGUGCGCUACCUGCAUGUGUUGCUGCACAGUGAGAUACCGGACUCGGUGCUCAUCUGGUACGACUCGGUCACCGUGGCCGGGGAACUGGCCUGGCAGAACACCCUUAAUGAUAACAACAAAGCAUUCUUCGAGGCGUGCGACGGCAUAUUCACCAACUACUCGUGGGGCGAGCGACACGUGAGCGACGCGCGCGCGGCGGCCGGCGAGCGACACCGCGACGUGUUUGUCGGCGUCGACGUGUGGGGCCGGAAUUUUCUAGGUGGGGGGCAAUUUAACACGCAGGAGGCAGUAAAGAUAGCCCAUAAAUACGAUCUAUCCUUGGCCAUAUUCGCCCCCGCCUGGACCCACGAGGCCCUGGACCCCAUCGCCUGCUGGUUCCGAACCUACACCCUGAGAGAGCGAGCGUUUUGGACCAGCGUGUGGCCGUUCCUGAACACCAAGCUGCCUACAACACUGCCUUUUACUACCUCCUUCUGCACUGGAUUGGGUAGAAAGAGGCGAUUGUAUGGAGAGGUACUAGGCCCAGUGCCAUGGUACAACCUGCGCCACCAGCAGUACCAGCCCAACGCUACCCUCGGCCCCCACGGCUACUCACUCACCCCCCUACCUCCCCCUACAACCCCCCCUACAACCCCCCCUACCGACCCAAAACCUAAACCCCCCAAAAGAUACCAACUCCAAAGCACAGAAGACGAAUCUUGUAUCGAACUAUUUCUAGAAGACAGUUUCACGGGGGGCGGUUGUCUUUUAAUAAACCCACUUAAACUUAUACGUUUAUUUCACUGCGAUUUUAAUAUUGAAGAUACGUUAAUAGCUUGUGUGGUUACGAAAACUUUGCCUGAACAUGCGGAUGCAUUUCUAAAUAUAGUUUUGACGGUAAAAGAUCAGGAUUGGAAUGAAUCUAGGUUGGUUUUAGCUGGGAUGAGGGAUUGGGAGCAUGGGAUUGAUAAUGCUGUGACAGUGUCGGCUGUUAGUGGAGAGGGGUUUAAGGUGUUGCAGAGGUACUUGCUGCUGAACCAACCCGGGUUCUAUGUGUCGGUGGAAAACGCUUACGGAUGGAAAGUCAGGUACUACAGCAUCCCCCUGACGGGGCGGCGCGUGGCGUCCGUGAGCUGCCGGGGCGGCGCGCGCGCACACGGACCUAUACUACUGGGACACUUCGCUCUGUGCCAUAAAUCCAACAAUACCGACUGA
Molecule: messenger RNA, 1959 nt
Organism: Cydia amplana
Lineage: Eukaryota; Metazoa; Arthropoda; Insecta; Lepidoptera; Tortricidae
Gene: ENGase
Product: cytosolic endo-beta-N-acetylglucosaminidase
Exons: 9
Coding region: 58-1959 (633 amino acids)
Biological process (GO): protein deglycosylation
Cellular component (GO): cytoplasm
Molecular function (GO): mannosyl-glycoprotein endo-beta-N-acetylglucosaminidase activity
Source: RefSeq, a predicted model, not a curated record